Messenger RNA from Lucilia cuprina (Australian sheep blowfly), 908 nucleotides. Its product is annotated as U-scoloptoxin(01)-Er1a. Gene Ontology annotation, cellular component: extracellular region. Gene Ontology annotation, molecular function: chitin binding. Lineage: Eukaryota; Metazoa; Arthropoda; Insecta; Diptera; Calliphoridae. The coding region runs from base 242 to 751 and encodes 169 amino acids. The record is from RefSeq and is a predicted model, not a curated record. The transcript is spliced from 4 exons.
UUAAAACCAGACGCGAAGUAACACGUGCAAAUAACAGAGCGUAGGCUCAACGAGAAAAAAAAGAUUAAAAGAAUUCUAGCAAAAAUUGUUUAAAACUUAGAACAGCAUAAACAAUACAAUCACUGCAAUCAGUAAAAUUAUAAAAAGAAACUGCAACAUCAACAGCAGCAUUAUCAUCAGCAACAAUAGCAUCAGUAUUGCAGACUUCUUUUACACUUCACUUACAAUCUAAAGACAAAUUAUGGUCCAUAAUAAUAGUAGUAGCAGCAGCAACAAUACCAACAACAACAAUACCCAGUAUUCAACAUCUUCUUUGAAACAAAAUAAAAUCAUGCAACGAAAACAUCUUCGUCUUUUACAACUGCCUCAAAUUGUUGCAGCUACUGUCAUUUUUGUUUUACUAUUCAAUUGCAUUUGUGUCAGUGGGCAAAUUGAUGGUUAUGAAGCUGGUGUAGAUUAUCCCAUUUAUGAUGCAGUACCCAAAGGUUUAUCCUUUAAUUGUCAAGGUCGCUUGCCGGGCUAUUAUGCUGAUACAGAGACUAGAUGUCAGGUCUGGCAUUGGUGUCUACAUUCCGGUCAUCAAUACUCAUUUCUCUGUCCCAAUGGCACGGUCUUCAAUCAAGCAGUAAGAGUUUGUGAUUGGUGGUCUAAUGUUAAUUGUCCUGCGGCUGAACAAUUAUACGAAAAUAAUGAUGAACUCUAUCGUACAACAGAGAUCAAUCAGUUUGGUAAUGAUGACAACAGUAUUUGAUAUAAGGCCCAACAGAGAGGAAGUGCUAGAAAUUAUGAGCAAGAAAAUGAGAUAUUAGUUAAAAAACAGCAGCAGCAACAACAACAACAGCAACUCAAAAGACAAAGACAAGGAAAUGUUAAAGCAAAAUUAAUACAACAUCAGCAACAGCAUUAUG